Messenger RNA from Serinus canaria (Common canary), 1255 nucleotides. RefSeq names its product peroxisomal coenzyme A diphosphatase NUDT7-like. Gene Ontology annotation, biological process: nucleoside diphosphate metabolic process; coenzyme A catabolic process. The transcript is spliced from 3 exons. Gene Ontology annotation, molecular function: acetyl-CoA hydrolase activity; manganese ion binding; magnesium ion binding. The record is from RefSeq and is a predicted model, not a curated record. NCBI's taxonomy places the organism in Eukaryota, Metazoa, Chordata, Aves, Passeriformes, Fringillidae. The coding region runs from base 1 to 804 and encodes 267 amino acids.
AUGGCGGCGGAGCGGGAGGAGCCGGGCCCCGGUCCCGGUCCCUGCCCAGGGCCCGCGGGGGAUGAGCGGGACGCGGCCGGAGGGUGCCGGUGCUCCGCUCUGCCCGCCCCGGGGCUCAUGGAGCAGGCCCGGCACCGCCUGAGGGAGUUCGAUGUCGGGGACAGGUUCUCCCGCUUGCCGCUGCCCAGAGCCGCCGUGCUGCUGCCGCUGAUGGGGCGAGGGGGGCGGCUGCACCUGCUGCUCACCGUCCGCUCCCUGCAGCUGAGAAGAUCACCAGGGGAAGUGUGUUUUCCAGGAGGCAAAAGGGAAGCCACUGAAAAAGAUGACAUUGACACUGCUCUCCGAGAAGCUAAAGAAGAAGUGGGUCUUCAGCCAGAGAAGGUGGAAGUCAUCUGUAGGCUGAUGCCUGGAAUUGCUAAAAUGAAUAACUUGGUGACACCAGUUGUAGGAUUUAUAGAGGAUACAUUCCAGGCCACCCCUAACCCAGAUGAAGUGAGCGAGGUUUUUCUUGUGCCUUUGGAAUACUUUGUCAAGCCCUUAAAUUACAAGACCUUCUCUUACAAAACCUCCUCAGGUUACUCAACUCACGUACACUGCUUUAUAUACCAUGACCAGGAACAUAAAAAGUCAUUCAAGAUAUGGGGUCUGACUGCACACUUUGCUGUAUUUCUUGCUCUUGUAAUUUUUGGAGAGAGACCUACCUUUGAAGUGGAUUAUGAUCUUGACAACUUAAUUUCAUCCUCUGAAAAUUACUUCAUUAAUUUGUAUGCAUCUGUACAUGAAGGAAAGAAGAGUAAUCUGUGACAACUUGGUCUGGCAAUUAAUUUAUUUUGAAAGAGGAAAAAGGAUGUUGGUUUAUUUCCUUUGUACCUAUUUUCUGAAAGCUACAGUUGAAUUUCUUUGGAAUUGGGAACUUUAGGAUGACAAUCCCUGACUAGAUUAAUACAAUUUUUAAUCUAAGAGUUGUGAGAAGCACACAACAUUUUUUGUGAAGCAGACUUUCAAAAGGUCUGUUUCAGUUCCUUCUCAGUUUCAGUGCCUUUCUUAUGUGUGAUCAGAGAUACUUUCUGUGCUUUGCUUUGUCUAUAAUGAGAUAAUACUGUUUGAUGAAAUUUGUGUCUGAGUUAACCUAUGAAAACUUUCAGGGAUCUGUCUGCCUCUUACAUGUGCCAUAUGUGGACAACGUGAUCCAUACAGUCUUGUGUGGUAUCUCUGAGCACUUACAGAAUGUACAAUAAAAAUACAAAAGGUUUCA